AUGUCUUAAUUACCUGAAUUCAAGAUUCCAAAUGUCGUGGAUCCUAAAUUGUGGCCAAAUCCUCGUACUAUGACUCCACAGUAAUUGCAAACAUUCACAUCGUUGGACAUGGUCAAAUUGAACUACACAUUCAAAACUUUGAAGAAAUCAGCACCAUACAUCGUUGGUGUGUUAGCAGGAUGCUUUUUUACAAGUCUUAUUGUUGAUAAAGUUGUGAAAGUACACAUUUUUGGUGAGAAUGGAAAUGGUGGAACACUCUUGCAAAUGAAGACAUACAACAGCAUUGGCGAUUAUACUUACAAUAGAUAAUUCUAGAGAAUGAGAUAUCUCACAGAAAUGCCAGCAGGCGAUGAUCCUCUUGUGAAGACCAGCGAUUAUUUAUUACAUGACUUAGGUGUUACAACUCAAUAAGUUGGUGUUUAACAUGGUAUUGUCAAGAAAGUGCCACACGAUAAGUAUCUAUUGUGAGUAAUACGGCAAAUAUAAUAUAUACAAUAAAUUAAUU
Messenger RNA from Paramecium tetraurelia, 505 nucleotides. RefSeq lists its product as uncharacterized. The transcript is spliced from 3 exons. The record is from RefSeq and is a predicted model, not a curated record. NCBI's taxonomy places the organism in Eukaryota, Ciliophora, Oligohymenophorea, Peniculida, Parameciidae.